AUGUGGGCGGGGUCAGAUUGAUGUAGGCGUGAUGUUUACGAGUAAGUCACUCCCCUUUCUAAUUGAAUAUUCGAUAAGCUUCCGACUGAGAGGCAGGCAGGCAUCAGAACAGGGGAAAGUUGACGGCUUUUGGGGGCAGCUCCAUCAUUUUCAUAACAGUAGUCAUGCUCCGUGCAGCCACAAGCUUUCUUUACCCCCCUGGCCUCACUCUACUCCAACUUCCCUGUGUCUACUUCUGAGCUAUUCUCCGUUUUGACAUCAUGGAGCCGCUGUGUACGGACACCGGUUCCUCGGCACGGCAUGCAAAUACGUCCUCUGACGUCGGCGAUCAUGUGGCUUUUGGCGUAGAUCCUCCUUGUGAACGCCAAUUUUUUCUUUCCUGUCGCCUGUUGUCUGCUCGCCUACUGGGCCGUCGUCAGAGUGUUUAGAAAAAUUACGGCUCGUUUGUGUGGCUCGGUCUUUGGUGAAGAUUUUGGGGGAUAUUACCGUAACUACCUGAGCAUCGCGCCUGAGACGGUGGGCAGGCAGCGUUGUGUGAUGCUGUUCCUGAGGGUCUGUGAGUUCUGGAGCUGACACUGUCAGCAAGCCCAGCCUCCACUGCACCACAGCAGACCCAUCUACUGCAGACCUUCACGUUCCACUGCCCUUCCUCCACAUACACACCUUGCUCCAGGGGAAGGCCCCCCCUCCUCCGACUCUUUGGUUGCUCAGUCCCAGCCUGCGAACUGUCCCGUUGGAUAGAUGUUAACACAUUAGCAGCUCUGUAUCCUUGGCACCAGAGUCAUUUCAAAAGCAUCUCAUGCCAAACACAAACACCAGCUUAGGGUAGGUUCCUUAAAGACAACCCAGGAUCUACAAACACCAUGUCUAGUCGAAGAAAGAAUUCCACACCGUGUAUGAUCCGACCAGAUCACACCAUGGUGGAGCUGGAUGAUGACGAAGAAGAGCCACACGAUAUGAAGGCUUUUGCAUUUCAGGGGCCUAUGGAAGUGGAUUUAUCAACAAAGGUUGAUUCAUCAGCGGACGUUGAUCUAACAGGAAGGACUUCAGACACCCCCACAACUCAAGACAAACAUGCCGCAGAGCCAACAGAUCUUUCCAGGCCUCAGCAUAAGCAGCAGGGAGGCUAUGAGUGCAAAUACUGCUCCUUCUCCACACAGAACCUCAACACUUUCAAGGAACACGUGGAUGCCAACCAUCCAAAUGUCAUCCUCAACCCGCUGUAUCUCUGCGCCGUCUGCAACUUCAAGACAAAAAAGUUUGACACCCUGACUGAACACAAUGAGCGGUGUCACCCGGGGGAGAGCAACUUUAAAUUCAAGCGCAUCAAAAUGAACAAUCAGACAAUCCUAGAACAGACAAUAGAGGGCUGCAGCAACAAUGCAGUCAUUUACAACACGGCCAGCACCAAUGCUGCCAAAGGGGACGAACUGAGCACACAGCCAAUCGGCAAACCCACGGCAGUGAAGGUCAGUAAACCAAAAAUAAUGACAUCAGAUGGUAAAGGGACAGACUAUCAGCUGGGAAAAGUGACCCACGAUCUGUCCAAGAAACAAAUCACAGCAGUUAAUGUUAACGGGACGGUCAUCAUCCCUGAAGCCACACUCCUUAAAGCUGACAGUCUUUCUCACAUCAUGCCUUCCCUUCAGCGGCCUGUAAACUAUACCCAGGUGCCGAAAAUUGCAGUGCCCCUGAACACAACCAAGUACAACCCUUCCUUAGAUGAAAACCUGACGCUCAUCUCCUCCUUUAACAAAUUCCCUUACCCAACGCACGCUGAGCUCUCCUGGCUCACUGCGGCCUCCAAACAUCCUGAGGAGCAAAUCAAAGUGUGGUUCACUACACAGAGGCUCAAACAGGGCAUUAGCUGGUCACCUGAGGAGGUGGAAGAAGCAAGGAAGAAAAUGUUCAAUGGUACAAUCUCCUCUGUGCCUCAAACCUUUGCCGUUGUAGCGCCUCAGCUCACCACCCAAGCAUCCAAAAACAUUUCCACAGCCUCCAAACACAUGACAUCUGCGGCCUCUAUCCUCCAGUCCCUUCCCUGUCAGCUGCUGGGGCAGAGCAAUCUGGUGCUAACUCCUGUAGCCAACGGCUCAACAAUCACCAGUGCACCACUGGCGCUGACAGUCGCAAACCAGGUGGCACAGUCACUCAAGCGACCCCUGACCUCUCCUGUGAUGGCAGCAGACAGCAAACGGCCCUCCAUCAUUCAAACCAUCUCGGCGCCCAUGGUCACUUCCAAGCUGACGUCUCCAAAAGUGUUAAAUUUUACUGCUGACCCCAAUAAAACAGCAGAGCAGCUCACAGUCCUGAGGUUGAGCUACACCCAGUGUCCUUUCCCUGAGGAAGAUGAGAUCUACAGGCUAAUCGAGACCACUGGGCUGUCCAGAGGAGAGAUAAAGAAGUGGUUCAGUGAUGGGAGACUCCAUAAUCUCAAAGGUGUCCCUCCACCACCAGCACUGGUCAAAGCAGAAGUUACACCGGUUCCUAAGGACGGUUCUGUGAGGAAAGCCGUCCCCAGUCAUUUUCCUCUGCUGGAACGAGUGAAGGGAAAAACGUCAGAGCAACUGAAGGCCCUGGAGGAGAGUUUCCAGAAAAGUAGUUCUCCAACGGAAACAGAGCUCGACCAGCUGGCCAAUGAUACCAGGCUGUCAAAGACAGAGGUGGACUGCUGGUUUUCAGAGCGCCGGGCGCUGAGGGACAACAUGGAGAAGACUCUACUUACCAUGGCCUCAAAAAACACAGAGGACAGACAGGAGCGGCCCGGAGUGCUGCUGAAUGGAGCCUCUCAUCGGGGGGAGGAGGCCAAAUCCCUUCACUCCUCUCCUCAUCCACCUGCCCCCUCUACUUCUUCGUCCUCCUCCCCCCCUGUGCUGGUAGCCUCCUCCCCUCACCCCCCAACACUCCGUUCUGCUGCAUCUCCCCCCAUCCUUACUUCAUCCUCCUCCUCCUCGUCUCCUCAUCCCCCCAUCCUGUCAGCCUCCACAAGCCCAGCUCCCAUCAGCAACCGCUCCCUCACCCUGCUCAGAGAGAUGUUUUGUCGGACCCAGUGGCCAUCUCCUGAAGAGUACAGCCAGCUGGAGGUCCAGACCAGCCUGGGCCGCACCGAUAUUGUUCGCUGGUUCAAGGAUCACCGGUUGGCACUGAAGAACGGUGAAACUCUGGACUGGAUGGAAGAGAUCCAAAAGCAGACUGAGCAGCAGAGAGUGUGUUUAGAUCAGAACAAGACUGCGACUGUGGAGGCGUCUGCUGAGACCACAGCAGCCACAGAGCCGUCCAAGCUGUCAGCUCUAGACAAAGUACAGCAGUUGACGGACAGAAUAACCCAGAGUGUGACAGACCUGAGCCGGACCAGACCAGACCAAACUGGUCCUGGUGGUGCUGAUAAAGGAAGGUGGGUGAAGGUGACAGUGGCAGUGGGGGAGGAGACAGAAGGAGUGCAGGGACAAAGAAGGACAACAGACGCUGAUGUCAUUUCCUUAGAGCAAACAGGGAGAGUCACUGGAUGAUGGCAGGGUAAAUCAAAGACCAUUGACAUCACCACAUGUGGAACUUUUGAUGAAAAAUCUGCCAAUGAUGUCAUCACAGAGCGCCAGGAACUGUGGAAUUUCACUGUUGAAGCGCUGACGUGAGCUGCAGAUGCUAACAUGAAGAGGAGUGCCAAAGCUGGACUUGAUGCAUUGUUCUUACUACUACUACUUCUACUACUACUACUAUUACGGAAGUAUCCUUGUAAAUAUUUU
This is a messenger RNA of Cynoglossus semilaevis (tongue sole), 3743 nucleotides long. RefSeq names its product zinc fingers and homeoboxes 2a (gene zhx2a). The record is from RefSeq and is a predicted model, not a curated record. Gene Ontology annotation, cellular component: nucleus. Gene Ontology annotation, biological process: regulation of transcription by RNA polymerase II. Gene Ontology annotation, molecular function: DNA-binding transcription factor activity, RNA polymerase II-specific; DNA binding. Lineage: Eukaryota; Metazoa; Chordata; Actinopteri; Pleuronectiformes; Cynoglossidae. Bases 864 to 3509 code for a protein of 881 amino acids. The transcript has 13 exons.